CAAGUAGCAUCAAGCUAGCUACAAUAUUGCUAAUAACUUCCGGAGGACAAAUGUUACUCUUUCAAAUAGCGACGGGUGGGGUUUGUAUUCCGGUAUUUUAUCUACUUCCAUAAAGUCAUUCGUAUAUUCUUGUUUAACAUUCGCUCGGUACAGGAAUUUAUUAUUCAUAUUUAAAUAACAAUAGCACUUAAUUUACCAAAAAACUGCCCCGUUUCCGGUGUCGUCGUUGCUAAACCUGGCACUUGACUCAAGUCCCCAGAGUGUGACUUGUGACACUCCUCUCUCAGCAUGGAAAACACACCUCAGUGCAGCCUUUACCUCUAGAGAAACUUCCACAAUUUAAACUUCGGAUUAUGGAUUCGUCUACAAACAGUCUGGAUGACGCGUCGGCAGAUGGCAGCGCUGAGUUCCCAGACCGAGCUUCCAUGAUGGAGGUGCGUCUGCAGGCGCAGGAGGACGAGAUCACGCUGUUGAAAUCCUCAUUGGCUGAUGCCCUGCGCAGGAUCCGCCUCCAUGAUCAGCUCUUACCGUUACUGAAACAGCAGCUUAUUGCAGUGAACCCAGGUGCUGCUCGAGUGCUGAACCAGGUGUGCUGCUCAGAUGGUUGUACCAGCAGCAAAAGACUGUCCUCCACCUCAACCGUGGACGGGAUCCGCCAACCUGCUACCAGCCAACUGUCAGACAGCAUUGUGACCAAUGCGAACGGCCACAUAGGAAGCCCAAUGUCCAUGAAGCCGAGAACCAGAGCAGAGACACUGGACAGGUCCACUCAGACAGAACCCACCCUCCUGGGGCAGGGCACUGGGCAGGACAGGGUCCUCCUCUCCAGGCGGGUCCAGAGCCUGCAGCUGGAGGAUGCCCUCCUUCCAGGGGAGUCUCUGGCUGAGGGGACGCGGGCCAAGCUGCACCGCGUCCCCGGCUUGGAAGAGGAGGACGAUGAGCAGGAAGAAGAUGAAGACGGAGGAGGGGAGCAGGAGAAGGCGCUGAGUUGGGCGUCGUCAGUUGAGGAGCCUAUCCAGCCCACUACAAUCAGAGGCCUGCAGAGGGAAGACUUCCAGGAUGGAAGCUGCUCUCCAGAGGAGUCAGGCUCUGCUUCGCCCUUAGCCCGAACCCCAGACCAGAACCUCAGCCCUCGCUCGGGACCCCUAACCCCUAUCCAGGAAGGAGAGAAGAAACAGCUGGUUCGUAGAAACAGCGAGAAACUGGGGAACGCAGAGCGGCAGAGGAAACGCCUGGACAAGAAGGCGGCUUCCUCAGCCAACCUCCUCACCCGCUCCCCCAGCCUGGAGAACCGAGCGAAGGAGCUGGUGGCCAGUGCAGGAUCGCCCGGGUCCAGACGAGGAACCUACAGCCAAGGACAGUCGAUCAAAAUGUUCAUCCGAGGCCGGCCGAUAACCAUGUACAUCCCCUCUAACAUCCAGAACUAUGAAGACCUGAAGAUGGAGCCGCCCUCUGAGAGACUGGAGUUGGACUGGGUCUAUGGUUACCGGGGACGGGACUGCCGGGCCAACCUGUACUUUCUUCCAACGGGCGAGGCGGUGUACUUCAUCGCCUGCGUGGUUGUGCUUUACCACAUCAACAACCGCACACAACGCCACUACCGCAAACACACCGAUUGUGUCCGCUGUCUUACUCUCCAUCCUGACAAGGUGCGAGUGGCAUCUGGACAGACAGCAGGGGUGGACAAAGACGGCAAGCCUCUGCAUCCUUGUGUUCAUAUCUGGGAUUCCACCACCCUGGUCACCCUGCAGCAGAUCGGCCUGGGAACCUUCCAGAGGGGAGUGGGAUCCGUUGCAUUCUCCUUCGCUGACUCUGGAGCUUUUCUGUCUGCGAUUGAUGACUCCAACGAACACAUGCUGUCAGUGUGGGACUGCAACAAGGGGACAAAGCACGCAGAGGUCAAGAGUACCAACGAGGCGGUGUUCGCUGUGGAGUUUAACCCCAGCGACAGCACCAACAUCAUCACCUGCGGUAAAUCCCACGUCUACUUCUGGACGCUCAACGCAGGACAGUUCACCAAGAAACAAGGCAUCUUUGGAAAAUACAAGAAACCGAAGUUCAUCCAGUGCUUUGUGUUCAGUCUGACUGGAGACGUUCUGACCGGAGACUCUGAAGGAAACAUCCUGACUUGGGGCAAAUCUGCUGCAGAUGUCAAAACCCUCGGUAAAGGGGCCAAAGAGACUUUCCAGAUCAUGCGACAGACCAGAGCCCACGAAGGCAGCGUGUUCACCCUGUGCAACCUGCAGGGCGGCGCUCUGCUCAGCGGAGGAGGGAAAGACCGUAAGAUCAUCCGCUGGAGCGCCGACCUGGCACCUGAGAGAGAGUGUGAGAUUCCAGAAAAUUAUGGGGCAGUCCGCACCAUUGCAGAUAUUGAUGGGGAGGAACUUUUAGUUGGUACGACCCGCAAUGCCAUCCUCAGAGGCACCUUCUCAGAUGGAUUUGUGGCCAUAGUCCAGGGUCAUGUGGAUGAGAUGUGGGGGCUGGCUACACACCCCUCUCAGAACAUCUUUCUCACCUGUGGCCACGACCGGCAGGUGUGUUUGUGGAACACAGAGGAACACAAGCUUGACUGGAGCAUCACCCUGGAGGAGUAUGGGCUGUGCGCUGGUUUCUGCCCGAAUGGAUCAGUGGUUUCAGUCGGCCUCAGCACAGGAAGGUGGAUGGUCCUGGACCUUCUGACCAGAGAGGUGGUGUCUGAGUCCACCGAUGGCAACGAGCAGCUGUCUGUCAUGAGAUACUCACCAGACGGCAGCUUCUUAGCUGUUGGAUCUCAUGACAACUUCAUCUACAUCUACAAUGUGACCGAGAGUGGCCGGCGAUACACCCGCUUUGGGAAAUGUAAUGGUCACUCCAGCUUCAUAACUCACCUGGACUGGUCCAAAGAUGGAAAGUACAUCAUGUCCAAUUCAGGGGACUAUGAGAUCCUUUACUGGGACAUCGCAGCCGGCUGUAAGCUGCUGAGGAAUCGCUUUGAGAGCAAAGACAGAGAGUGGGCCUCCUAUACCUGCGUGCUGGGCUUCCACGUCAUGGGCGUGUGGUUGGAGGGCUCAGACGGCACGGACAUCAACGCCCUGUGUCGCUCCCACAGUGAGAGGAUGGUGGCUGUGGCCGACGACUUCUGUAAAGUCCACCUCUUCCAGUACCCCUGUCCCAAACCUAAGGCUCCGAGCCACAAGUACGAGGGCCACGGCAGCCACGUCACCAACGUGUGCUUUACCCACAGCGACUCCCACCUGCUGUCCAUGGGCGGGAAGGACACCUGCAUCCUGCAGUGGAGGGUGAUGGGAGGUGGGGCCAGCGACAGCAGGGAGAGGCUGGCCUCUGCCUCGUCCACCUCCACCAGCUCUCCAGAACCUGCCAGCGGCUAGCAGGGACGCACAUUGUUAGCGGUAGCAGAGGGGGGAGUGUUUACACACAGCCAGGGAGGCGUGGCAGUCAGUAGACAGCAGCCACGGUUAACGGGCUACGCCGGGGCCCCUGUGGUGCCUCUGCUGCCUCAGUUUCAGACAGAACAUGUUGGGGAUUCCUCUCAGGAGGAACAGCCACAUCACACUUACACUUCCACUCCUCCAUAAUCAUGUAAAGCCUUGUGAACCUGGACGGUGUGAAUCUUCCCUCACACAGGAUCUUCAUGCUUCUGUCAGAUGAGGAUCAUGAGAAGAGGUCGUCUGUGUUUGCUGGUGCAGAAUGUGACCUGCAUCUCUGCUGACAAAGACUUUGGUUUCAGUGAACAUUCCUGUUUUAAUCCAUCUCCUUUAUCAAACUCACCAAAGUGCUGCACAGUGGCAUACGCCGACGGACAUUUGCAUCAUGUUUUUACAUAUUUUAAAUAUUUUAAACAGUGUUUAGUUGACAUCUCAGCUAAUAUGGAAGCUGUUUUUACGCUUGCAUCAGACAGACUGUGACAAAUCUGUUUCAGUGAAAUCAAUUCUCAGCAUUUCUGACUAAUUAAUUUCUCAAACAGUAGAUCAGUACACUUGAAAAAAAUGAUUACUUUAGUACAGUUUUAUAUAUUUAAGAAAAUGUUGGUAAUACUGUGAUGUUGUAUUGGUCAAGCUCCCAAUAAAUAACUCCAGACUGGA
Molecule: messenger RNA, 4082 nt
Organism: Plectropomus leopardus (leopard coralgrouper)
Lineage: Eukaryota; Metazoa; Chordata; Actinopteri; Perciformes; Serranidae
Gene: eml3
Product: EMAP like 3
Biological process (GO): microtubule cytoskeleton organization
Cellular component (GO): mitotic spindle
Molecular function (GO): microtubule binding
Source: RefSeq, a predicted model, not a curated record